Vicia villosa (hairy vetch) is the source of this 6555-nucleotide messenger RNA. RefSeq names its product histidine--tRNA ligase, chloroplastic/mitochondrial. Gene Ontology annotation, cellular component: cytoplasm. Bases 59 to 1564 code for a protein of 501 amino acids. The record is from RefSeq and is a predicted model, not a curated record. Gene Ontology annotation, biological process: histidyl-tRNA aminoacylation. The transcript is spliced from 12 exons. Lineage: Eukaryota; Viridiplantae; Streptophyta; Magnoliopsida; Fabales; Fabaceae. Gene Ontology annotation, molecular function: ATP binding; histidine-tRNA ligase activity.
AUCUCUUUGGUUCAGAAAGAACUCUCUUCCGUCGAUAAGCCAAGCUUCAGUCACAACCAUGCCUGCAAUUCCAUUUUCAAGCUCCUUCUUCGUUUUACAACCUCGCUUCAAUUACCACAUUACCCCUAUCUUCCGUUCCCUUUCAUUCCAACUCUCUUCAUCUCCGUUCCCUUUCAAUGCCAACUCCUCCAGCGUCAGACUCCACUGUGCUCUCUCCCAAGCCGCCGAGACAGAAUCUCCGAGCGGCGGUCGGUCAGGUGCUUUAUCUCCCCGUCCUCCGGUCACCGGAGAAGUUAAGAAAAUCGACGUGAAUCCUCCCAAGGGUACGCGUGAUUUCCCGCCUGAAGACAUGCGGUUGCGCAACUGGCUAUUUAAUAAUUUCAAAGAGGUUUCAAGGCUGUAUGGAUUUGAGGAGAUUGAUUUUCCGGUUCUUGAGUCGGAGGCAUUGUUCACUAGGAAAGCUGGGGAGGAGAUUAAGGACCAGCUUUACUGUUUUGAAGACCGGGGUAAUCGCCGUGUUGCAUUGAGGCCUGAACUUACUCCUUCUUUGGCAAGGCUGGUGAUACAGAAAGGGAAGUCCGUAUCACUACCAUUGAAGUGGUUCACCGUUGGACAAUGUUGGCGGUAUGAGAGAAUGACAAGGGGGCGUCGCCGUGAGCACUACCAGUGGAAUAUGGAUAUCAUUGGUGUUCCUGGGGUAAUGGCUGAAGCAGAGCUUAUAUCUUCCAUUGUUACUUUCUUCAAAAGAAUAGGAAUUACAGAAUCAGAUGUUGGAUUUAAGGUUUCUAGUCGAAAGGUUCUACAAGAAGUAUUGAAGUCAUAUUCAAUACCUGAAAAUAUGUUUGGCAAAGUCUGCGUCAUUAUUGAUAAAAUUGAGAAAAUUCCAGUUGAUGAGAUAAAGAAAGAGUUGAAUGCUGUUGGUCUAUCACAGGAGGCUGUCCAGGAUCUAUUGCAAGUUCUUUCUGUAAAGUCAUUGGCCGAGUUAGAAGAGAGGCUAGGAGGCAGCGGAGAAGCAAUCGCUGAUCUCAAACAGCUAUUCUCACUAGCUGAAAAGUUUGGUUACUCCAAAUGGCUUCAAUUUGAUGCAUCAGUUGUUCGUGGCCUUGCUUAUUACACUGGUGUUGUAUUCGAGGGUUUUGACAGAGAAGGAAAGCUCCGAGCUAUAUGUGGUGGUGGCCGAUAUGAUCAUUUGUUCUCAACUUUUGGUGCUGAAGACAUUCCUGCUUGUGGUUUUGGAUUUGGUGAUGCAGUCAUAGUCGAAUUGCUCAGAGAAAAGGGUCUUCUACCAGAGCUCGGCUUGCAAAUAGAUAACCUUGUUUGUGCCAUGGAUGUAGAACUUCAAGGGCAUGCUGCCACAGCUGCUAACAUUCUAAGAGAAAAAGGACAAAGUGUUGACUUGGUUUUGGAAAGCAAACCACUUAAAUGGGUGUUUAAACGUGCAGCCAGAACAAAUGCCGAGCGUCUAAUAUUAGUAGGAAAGUCUGAGUGGCAAAGGGGUAUGGUUGGUGUCAAAAUUCUCUCCACUGGUGAACAGUACGAGGUUAAAUUGGAUGAUCUAAAUUAAAUCUGAGUUUGAAUUUUUUGUUUUAUGUAUUUUAUUUUCAUUAUUGAUAUAUCAUAUACCUUAUUUUUUAACCUAGUCCUUCUUGAAGACUUAUUUAUAUAUACACUCACAUAACCAAAGUGCACAUAUACAACUUUCAAUGCUUAUACAUUUAUCUAUCUGCUGUUUCUAUUUAUAUUUAUUUCGAAAAGUUUAGAUGCUAAUGAUUUGGAUAUGCAUUUUAUUUUUCAAAAUAAUUUAAAAACUAUUUGGAGCAUGGAAAUAAAUGGUGGGUGACCCGAUAGCGAAAACCUGAUAGUAGGUGGUCCACCAGAUCUUAAACCAGACUCUGAUACCAUGUUAAGAAAUGUGGAUUGAGCCUAAUUUAUCCCUACAAAACCAGCUUAUCGAGUGAGGAUUGUCAUUUGUCACACCACUUAUAAGGACAUGUUCAUGCCAUAUAUUGUCCAAUGUGAAACUCUUAACACAAACCUAUAAAAAUUGAAAAUUAAACCAAGAUAGAAAUAAAUAAAAAACUUAGAAUGUAUUUUUGAAAACUGAAAGAAAUUUAUGGAUAGAAUUCUCCCCAAGGAUUACUCUUAGAAUUAUUUUAGGGUCUAACUCAACCUUACAAAACCAACUUUUAAAAGGCGAGGGCUGCUCAAACUUUAUAAAUAGUAUGCUGACCAUAUAUCUAAGCAAAAUGGGACCAAAUUCACUCCUUCACAAGUAGGUGACUAGGGGCGGACCACCAUUAAGGCGAAAUUUCCAACACACCUUCUCACACUCGGUCUCAAAUAGUCCAGAGCGUGGCGAUGUGGGAAGCCCAACAAUAGAUUAGGAUAAGCAAUUGAGCCUAACUCAACCUUACAAAAUCGGCUUGCAAGGUGAGGGAUGCCCAAGCUUUAUAAACACUUGCACUAUGCUGGCCAUAUCUCUAAGCAACGUGGGACUAGGGACGGACUGCAAUUAAGGCUGAAUUUCCAACAGUUACCCCUCCCAAGGAUCUCUCCUCUUCUUUCACAAUAAUUAUCGAGAGUGUUACCCAAAACCAUCUAUUCUUCUUUCUCCUAUAUGCACAUGAUAUCCCCUCUAACUACUUAACUUCCAUACCUGUUUGACUAACUUAUUUCUCUAACUUUUUCCUAUUCCCUUUUAUGCUAAAAUAUUGACAUAUUUGAUGUGGCAUAACUUUCGUUGAUUACCUAUGUAAUAACAAUAUUGUAUCUAGUGUAUAUGUGGGGCUUCAUUCAUUUAUCUAUUUAUAAAAGCAUUUCUACUUUUUGGAGAAACAUAGUGAAAGAGUAGGUCUUAUGUGUAAAGUUCUUUAUUUUAGAUCUGGUUUUACUUAAGAGAUUUAUAGGUUCAUUUGCCUAAAAUUGGAAAGUAGUCUACUGAUGUAUUUGAUUGCUUCCCCUCCAUGUGGCCUAAAGGUCGAAUCAUUUUCCGAUGUAUGAGAAAUUAGAGGAGCAAGAGGAGCUUACAACAUAGGAUAUUCCUCUUAGGCAACGUUGGAACUUGAGCAUCACGUAAUUGGAAGUCUAAUUUCUAAUUUUUUAGUACCUUUAUUAUUUCAAUACUUUGGUUUGUUUGGCACGUUCGUCUAUCCUAUUGUUGCAUGAGUGUUCCCCCAUAUUUGUUCAUAACUAUAAUAUUGCAAUGUGGAACAAACAAAACACCGAUUUAAGCUGCACACUAUAAAAUGUAUAUAUACUUUUAUUCUGCUUGGUAUGCAUGAAUACGAAGAGUUCAAGCCACCAUAUGGUUUGGUUCUACUAGGCAAGUAAUGACUAACUACUUCUCGGUUAUAUGAUUAUGGGUAUACCGUUAAUCCAAUAGUUUUGCAAACACAAUACACAACAGAGUGAAAUACUAAUAGUUUGAUUGAUAGUUGUCUUUAAGCUUUAGUUGGGUACAAUUGUUCCCACUAGCCCAAACCCCAUUGUAAAGAAAGCUCCUGCUUGCAACAAUAGGUAGAUGAAGAAAUGAUCAUGUCCAAAAAACAGAUCAUAGAUUGCACAGUGCAACAUAUACAUCCCCACUAUAAUCUCCAAUGGAUAAAUCCUGUUGAGUAUAUAAAGGGUCAUUAGUAUGCAUCAGAUGAAAUAUUAAGGAGUGAUAAUCAAAUAUUGUAACCUAUGAAGCACAAACUCCGACACAGACACCACGACACGGGCACGGACACUCCGACACCGAUAAUGUAAAAAUAUAGGACACCGACACUGCUAUGUAUAUGAUAAUAUUUGAGUUUCAUUUAUCCCUCUAUCAUUAAAAAAAAAUUAAAAAUAUUCUAAUCAAAAUUUAUAUUUUUAAUUCUUCAUUGAUAUCAUUAUUUCAAAACAUGUUUAACCCUCCUUUUAGAUGUGCACGAGAUUUGUCCGAAAAAUGUAUACGGUGUGUAGAAACAAAAAGAAAAACAAUUUCUUUUUGAAAAACUUGUCUGAAUUGUGUGACACAUGUUGUAUGAGUGUCAUACCAGUGUCGGACACCGCGGCACGCCUAUGUCUGACUUUUUCGACACGUGUCGUACGGAUGUCACACAAGUGUCGGACACCGCGACACGCCUAUGUCUAGAGGUGUCCGUGCUUCAUAGAUUGUAACUGCAUUCUCUACCAUACUUUCUAAGGUCUAUUACGUUAUCCAAAAGUCCAAAUUGUUAGAAAAGAGCAAUAAACUAUUAGCUGUAUUCUGCUUGCUUUUUUUUUUUUUCUUCUGUAUGUCAUUGUUGAAUGAUGCAAUUGGAAAUCAUUUUGUUGGUUAAAUAAAGUACUUUCUUUAAAGAGACUAGCUACAAAGUAGUUACCUUUCUGUUAUUCGAAACAAUGGAGUUCUUGAUGUUGAUGGCUUAGCAUUGUUCCUCUGUUUCCUAGCAUUUCCAAGCUUCUCAGUCACAACCCAUUCAUUGACACGAUUUGCUUCCAAGAGUCCUAUAAUUGCUGCCUUAGUUCGAUGGAGUGACAUGACAUUCUCAAAGAGUAUCCAGAAUACUAGAAGAUGCAUGGAUCUGUCCCAUGUAUAAGUCAUUGAAGAAUAAUCAAAAUAACCGAGGGAAACUGAAUAAAUUUAAGUUGAGGGAAACCAAUUACCUUGGGGUGCAGACUGCAUUUAGAAUUGUAAUGGUUGCUGGGAUAUAUAUGGCAAUCUGCUUUUUGAGGUUGACUUCUGGAACUACCACACAAGCUGGUAUGACUAUGCAGUAAAAGAAAAACGUGACCCAAUGUGCAACUAUUUUCCUCACAAAGAAGAAAGCAUAGAUAAGAUGGAGUCUCUUCAGAAGUGAUACCCUCUGGAUGUUACACAUGAUACAAAUUUCAAUCAGUUUAAGGGAGUAAAUGUUGAUUCUACAAGGAAUUGAAUUUGGUUUCAACUGUUGAUGAGGAAAUUAAAUUUUUUACAUACUUGGCAACAGAGGAUUUCCUUUGUCAUUUUCUUGAGGAGAUUAGCUGGGCCACAAGACCACCUGUGCUGCUGAAAUCUGUAUGCUUUAAAUGUGCUUGGUAGUUCAUUUUUGACCUAGUAAACAACAAUUUUCCCCCUCAUGAGAAUUGUGUGGUUUACGAAAUAUUCAAGCUUAAUCACUAUAUUGUGCCAAAGAUGUUGUCUAUUAUGGAUAACUUACUGUUACAUCACCCACAAAAACAAAUUCCCAACCCUUCAGGCUUGCCCUAACUGCAAGGUCCAUAUCUUCCACAGUGGUUCGAUCUUUCCAUCCUCCAGCAUCUUUUAUUGCUUGAAUCCGCCAGAUUCCUGCUGUCCCUGCAUUUUUUAAAGCAAGCUUAUAUAAGUUGAUAUAAAAAUGUGCUUGUUUGAAUGUAAUCCGAUGGGCAUCUUGACUUACCAUUAAAUCCGAAGAAUGAGUAUGUUGAGGAGCCUACUUCCUGUUCAACACUGAAAUGGUAAUCGAGUGACAUUUCUUGAAGUCGUGUCAUCAUACAUUCCUCUGAGUUAACUGUGUAGACAUGAAAGCAGUGUUACAUAACUUUGAUUUACUGGACUCAUUAGUAAGGCAUGUUGUCACAUUGAUGUGGCUGCAACAACUUAACUUACCAAAUUUCCAUCUUGCCUGAACUAAACCCAACUUAGGGUUCUCAAGAAGGUAAGGAAUUGUCUUCCAAAGAAAAUCUGGAUCUGGUUGGAAAUCUGCAUCAAAUAUUGCUACAAACUCACAAUCCUCGACAUAUUCCUUCUCUAAUCCCUCUUUUAGGGCACCUGCCUUGUAACCAUUGCGAUUUGUCCUUGUUACAUACUUGACAUUCACACCUUUCUGCAUCCAUUUCUGACACUCGAAUUCAACCAAUUCCUGCAUGUUAUGAAAACACAUGUUUACUAAAACUUUUCAAAUUCAUAGACACAUAAACACAUAAACAUAUGGGAUCUUCCAUGACGAGGCUUUACUAGAUUAAUCAGAUACCCUUAAGACUUGAUUUGUUGAGUCAUCAAGAACUUGAACUAUGAGUCUGUCAGUUGGCCAAGAAAGCCCGCACACUGCUCCAAUUGAAAGCUUGUAGACCUGGAAAAGAAGUUGAGUGUUCUUAGCCAAGAUUACACUUAGGAAUAAUCACUAUUAUACCACACGUAUUCGUUUGGACAUAUGUGUGCACUCAAACUGAAAAUAGAUGAUAUUUUACGGGAUGCUUCCUUCAUUCUGGUAAAAUCUUUUGACUUCUGCUAUUGGAGGUUGAAAUACAAUAUUAAAAUUAUCAAGUUUAUGUUUCGUGUUAGUUACAAAAGUAGUGAGGCUUCUAAAUAUUUUGGUUUAGAAUAGUACAUAUUGUACAUAUUUAACUCUUCUAUAUGUUUAUGGCAUGUGUGAAAUGGUGGCCGUCGGACAAUAAAUAUAGGCGGAAUGUUAUUGGUCUGUCAGUAUUGAACAGUUAUGUUGUAGGGUCAGGACUUUAGCGCAACCUUAACACAAGGUCUUAAUUCAAACUUGAUUAACACAUGAGUUAUUGUUGUAAGGAGUAACUGAAUCAGUUCAAUUUCUUAUAUUAUUAUGCGACAGUCUUGUUUGA